Paramacrobiotus metropolitanus is the source of this 2340-nucleotide messenger RNA. RefSeq lists its product as uncharacterized. Bases 231 to 2225 code for a protein of 664 amino acids. NCBI's taxonomy places the organism in Eukaryota, Metazoa, Tardigrada, Eutardigrada, Parachela, Macrobiotidae. The transcript has 4 exons. The record is from RefSeq and is a predicted model, not a curated record.
UGCAAUCGUCUUUCAUCGUUUCAUUUUAUUGCUAUCGAUUCAUUUCAGAUUUAUUGCUACGUUUUGCUUUCCCGGAUGUUUGCAAUUGAUUUACUUAGUUAAAACAGUGAGCUGCGAGCAGUGUGCUAAAACGUCGUGGCACUGUAACAGACUAGCUGGUGUUGACUUUGACGUAGGACGGUAUGAAACUGUAAACUCUGGUUUUCGGUUUUCUUCGCAGUACCGCGGGCAUGAUCGGGACACCGCGGUUUUUUCGCGAGUUGUGGACGGGUGCGCGGGAAACCAACUACGGUAACACGGUGCUGGUGCAUCGCGACGACGGCCAAUGGUGGUUGGGAUACGUUCAGGACGUCGAUGGCGAACUCUUCCUCGUCGACUUCGAUGCCAGCACAGUGACGGCCGAAUGGAUUCAUACCAACCGUCUGUGGCCGCAUCAUUUCCUGUCGGUUACGGAUCUGGACCACUAUAUCGACUGCUCCCUGCAAGUAGCACUGCGGGACAGUUACCGUGGACCGAUGAUUUUCCGUCCCGCCACCGUCACUGCAGAAUGGAAUGCCGAGUUUUUGGCUGUACGCCUGGACGAGAACGACUCGUCCAAGAACACUACGGACUGUCGUUUCGUGCAUCGCGGCCAGUUCGUGGAACACCUGCCCGUGCCCGGUGAUGGGCAGAGUUUCUUCGGACGCACGGAUGGUCUGACGUUCGUCAAACACGUCAUCGACUUCCCGGCAGCAAACGCCCUGCGCAACGUAGACAGUCUGUCAGCGUACGUGGGCCCGGCAUGCCAGUUCACGCUGGCCAAGGGUGAUCGUCUGUUCGGUAGAUCGAGGAUCGCUGUGUACGGGGGUUCCCGUUCCACGUGCUUCUACUCCGUGGGUCCGCGUUUGGGGGUGCCAGCUGGAGAAAUAGAGGCCCGAUACGGGGUGUACGUAGGGUGCCGUGUGUUUGUGCGCGUCGGAAUCGACACGGUGACUUUUGUGUGCGUGGAAGUCCACAAUGAGGCAGCCGGGCGCCGAAUGUCCUGGAAUGGGGAUGCUUUGAAAAAAGCUUGCAACAAUUACCUCCGUCUGCAUUCAGUGAACAGUAUCGACGCUUUUCCAGGAGCUUUAGAUAAUGAAUUGGCCUCCUUCAAGGAUUCCUGUGCUGACGACACGGCUGGUGUGGGCGACAUGUCCAUUAACGAACUUUCGCCACCGAUAUUGACGUGUCUUUUGGGUGAUUUGGAUACAGAGGGCCGGCAACGCACGUCCAGAGUCUGCGCGUUGUGGAGGGAGAUUGUGCAAAAAUACACGGACAAGCGUGUGGUCAUCCUGGACAUGGCCGAGAUGUGGCCGAAAAAGCCAUAUACUCAAGAGUCCUUUAUUGAAUCCCACUACCGCGAGUAUAAGCUGCUGGCCACGCUGGACCGCGUCGUUAGCAAGCACAUUACAACGCUGGUGCUGAUUGAUGACGGCCAGCACAAUCCACCUACCUUCGAACUCUAUCUCAAAAUGUCUGCAGCCGUAGCUGUUCUGCAAGCCAGGGGAAUUCACGUGCGCAGAUUCAUUGUGAAAAACGGCUAUGAUGUGGCUGCGUGGCCAGAUGACCCGUUAUUUGCCGUCACAAUCGAUGAUGGACAAUACAAAAUGAGGGUGAGUGACGUGAUGAAGGAUGUGGCAACCGUGUGUGACGAGCUGGUUCUCAUCAACUACAUGGCUUCGCGAGCGAUCACCGAAUCCGCAAAGCAGUUGCUGUUCGAUUGUACCGACGGACACCCACCGACCCCGGAGAUGCUGCGGCCCGACCGCAAACGGACCUUGGUCGAUUUGGGUGUGGCCAUUCCGAUUCUCCGCUUUCGCCGCGGGGAGGCGGUCGAAGAGCAGUGCCGGCGCUUUUUAGCCGCCGCCAACGAGAGCUGUCCGGCUGUUAGUCAGCAGGUCCAGCAGAAGAUCACCGCACUGUACGCCCGCUGGGUGGAGACGCUGGGAGACGCCGACUGGAGCGGCAUUCGCAAAUUUCUAACUUUGCUGGACAAUCUUCAUGUCACCGAUACUCCUCGGCCAUGGGAGACGAUGAAUUUACGCCAACUGGACGUUUCCGCUUUGAACAAUCUGACCUUCGCAGCCCUGCACGGGUGCUACAAAGACGACGGCGACGAAGAUGGCGACGAAGAUGACGAAGAGGGUGACACCGAAGACGACGAUGAAGAUGACGAUGAUUACGAGGACGACGAUGCAGUCGAAUAGCCCUAGUAGUACGCCCCUGUGUUUGCAUUGUCCGUUUACUGGUUUUCAUAUUCAUCACGUACUGACGUUUUAUUGACCUGCUAUAGCAACGUGGCAUCGGCCUCGUGUGGCGAAU